AUGGCAGGCCGCUUUGUGCGCGCGUCGAAGUAUCCUGACGCGGCGCCAACAGGACAUGUCUUUGGAAAAUCGACCAGGAAGGAGUCCUGCUAUGACAACCUGCACAUCAGUCGCAAUGCUUGGGAUACGAAUCUGGUGAAGGUCAACCCCGAAUAUCUGGCGGUCAAUUGGGAGGCAAGCGGCGGUGGCGCAUUUGCCGUGAUACCACUUAAUGAGAAGGGCAGAUUGCCGGAGCAGAUCCCACUGUUUCGAGGACACACCGCACCGGUGCUUGACACGGAUUGGAAUCCGUUCGACGACCGCCUCAUAGCCUCCGGAUCUGACGAUGGGAAGGUUUUCAUAUGGCGGGUUCCUCAGGGGUUUACUCUAUACUCUGACGGAGACGAACCCACCGAUGUUGCACCAAUUAGCAAGUUAACGGGACAUUCAAGGAAAGUUGGACAAGUUUUGUUCAAUCCGGCUGCUGAGAAUAUACUGGCAUCAGCCUCGGGCGACUACACGAUCAAGCUUUGGGAUGUUGCCUCGGGCCAAUCCCACCUUACGUUAAAGCAUGGCGAUAUCGUGCAGAGUCUAUCAUGGAGUGCGAACGGAUCGAUGCUCGCCACUACCUCUCGAGACAAGAAGCUGCGCAUAUGGGAUGUUCGACAGGAGAGGGCUGCACACGAGGUGCCUGGACAUACUGGAGCUAAGAAUAGCAGAGUUGUAUGGAUGGGCGAACAUAACCGUCUUGCAACAACAGGCUUUUCAAAGAUGAGUGAUCGCCAAAUGGCUUUGUGGGAUGUUGGAAACCCUGUAGCACCCCUUGGGGGCUUCAAUGUCUUGGACUCGAUCUCCGGUGUUUGCAUGCCAUUCUGGGAUGACGGAACACAAUGUCUAUAUCUUGCCGGCAAAGGUGAUGGGAACAUCCGGUAUUUCGAGUACGAGAAUGACAAAUUUGAGUUUUUGUCCGAGUAUAAGUCUGGUGAACCGCAAAGAGGUAUUGCAUUCGUCCCGCGACGUGGCAUCAAUGUUCACGAAAACGAAAUUAUGAGGGCCUAUAAAACCGUCAACGACAGCUAUAUCGAGCCUAUAUCGUUUACUGUCCCUCGGCGCGCAGAAGUUUUCCAAUCAGAUAUUUAUCCUCCAGCAAUUGGUGCCAAACCCGCUGUAUCUGCUUCUGAGUGGCUCUCAGGCAAAGAUGGAAUUCCUUCCAAGAUCGACCUAGAGAGCGUCUACGAUGGAAAUGCCCCAGUCGAGGUUCCGGCCGAUUACAAACCACCGAAGGCUGCACCUGCUCCUGCAGCAACCAAACCCGCGGCUCCGGUAAAGAACGAGCCAGAGCCCACGCCUGUUACAAGAGUGGCCCCACCUUCAAUGUCAGAGCAGAAGGGCUCUAUUUCAGCAAUGGCUUCUAAGUUCCAAGAUGAUGAUGUGGAAGAUGAUGAUGAUGACGAGACUUCAAGCUUCGAGGAGAUUGCUCAGCCUGUCCAGCGACCUAGUGCUGCCGCAACCAAGGCGGAACCCAAACCACCAUCUCCCAUCAAACCAACCAGGGUGGAACCACCCAAACCCACACCGGUAUCUCAGGCCACACCGCGAUCCAUUCCGCCUCCUUCCGCAUCACCUACUUCAGCCUCAAAUCCGGAAGCGGGCUCUUUGAGCGGAGCCUCUAUUAAAUCCUCUCUUCAACAGAUCACGAGUCUUUUGGAAGCACAGACGAAGACGAUCAACGCCCAAAGCGAAAAGAUUGGACAUUUGACCCAAGAAGUAGAUAUGUUGAAGAUGAGAGUGGGCUCGGGGACGCAGGACCAGAGUGAGAGAAUUCGACAAUUAGAACUCGAGCUGGAGGCUGCCAGAUCGUAG
This is a messenger RNA of Venustampulla echinocandica, 1842 nucleotides long. RefSeq names its product putative coronin. The record is from RefSeq and is a predicted model, not a curated record. Gene Ontology annotation, molecular function: actin filament binding. Gene Ontology annotation, biological process: actin filament organization. Bases 1 to 1842 code for a protein of 613 amino acids. The transcript has 8 exons. Lineage: Eukaryota; Fungi; Ascomycota; Leotiomycetes; Helotiales; Pleuroascaceae.